AUGGUUCAACACUCAAAAAUAACCGGCGGCCAGCCUUCGGAGCAGACACCCUUGCUGGGCAAAGACGUGAACGCGAACGGUCACGGAGGCGUGUCUGUCUCGGCAGUCGAAGUUCCUGUUGAGGAGCCGCCCGUCGGUAAUGGCAAUGGGGUGAACGGCGCAAUACUUAAGACAGGGACGGGCGAUGAGGAGAGUCAAGGGCAAGGAGAAGUCGAAGAAGCGGUAAACAGAAACCACGUGGCUCAAAUCAUCUUGGUCUUGCUAAUCGUUAAUGGAGUUAAAGGCAUCUUUGUCGCGCAUGCCGACGGGUCGAUCCUCCUAGCGACACACCCUAUCAUUGCUUCGGAAUUCAACGACUUGGAAAACUCAAGCUGGCUGAUCACUGGUUUUGCUCUGGCCGGGGCUGCCACACAAACUCUUCGCCAUUGUGUAAGGCCAUCUCUCAUUCGCUGCCGAGAGAUCGGAACUAACGAUGUAGACCUUCUCCCUAUCAGAGAGGUUGCGCAAUGGCGUGCCUACGUCAACCUAGUUGCCACUUUGGGCCGCAGCAUUGGAGGACCACUGGGCGGAUGGCUGGUUGAUGUUGUUGGUUGGCGAUGGUCCUUCUUUGGCCAAAUCCCGCCCAUUAUACUCGCUAUCAUUCUCGUGACCGUCUCUCUCCCCGGUUCCCCUUCAACCGUCCCCGAGCACCCAGAUACUCUCGAGGGUUCAAUUAGCCAGAAGAGCAAGCUUAGCCGCGUCGACUUCAAAGGCUCCAUACUCUUCACCCUGGCGAUUCUUGCGCUGCUCCUACCCAUCGAGCUGGGGGGUGUCAAGCUGCCCUGGUCUCAUCCAGCCAUCAUCACUCUCUUCAGCCUCAGCCCCGUACUGCUGUUUGUCUUUGUGGCGGUCGAGAAGCGGCAGGCAGAGCCGACCUUGCCCCUAGAGAUUUUCCACCGCCCGGGAUGGCCGUUUUGUUCUUUUCUUAUACUGGGGCCUGCAGAUUGCAGCCCAGCUCGGGUGCCCGCCGUCGUUGGUAAUGCGCUCGGCGGGCUGAUCUCAGGGCUGCUCAUCAAGAGAUCCGGCCGUUACAAAACCCUCAUCAUCCUCGCCGUCACGCUCUCCUCCUUUGGCUAUCUCCUGCUGAUGCUCCGCUGGCACGGCAACACCAACUUUUGGGAGUCUCUCUACAUUUUCCCUAGCGGUUUCGGCACAGGCAUCGCCCAAUCCGCCGUAUUCGUCUCUCUGCAAGCCGUCGUGUCCGACCCAGCCCACCUCGCCCCCGCCAUCUCCUUCAUGUACCUGACCAGCACGGUGGCACUGACCAUCGGCCUGCCGCUCUCCAACGCUGUCAUGCAGGCUGUGCUGCGGCGUGUGCUGGAGGGGAGGUUGCUUGGGGUUGGGGGUGGAGGUGGAUCAUCGAGAGCACAGUCUCAGACGUCGACUUUAUCGACCGCGUCACCGGCAACGUGCGGGAAGCCAUCGUCAGUUCCUAUGUUGACGGGCUGUGGUGGAGCCACGGCGUCUCGUUCUUGUUCUCCGCCACGGCGUUCGUCUUGGCCCUACUCAUCCGCCAGAGGCCUCUCGAUGGUCCCAGAGCGUGAAAUAGGUAACCAGACUGUCCCAGUAUGCCGGGGGAGACAAGGUUGUCACUCUGAUGGUGAACAGUGGUGUUGCCAGAGCACCGAAGUGGAGGAGAUCGUUGUAUGUACAAGGCAAACACAGCUCAGCCUGGGAGUACUCGGGAUCGGAGGUGGAGCUUGA
Messenger RNA from Chaetomium globosum CBS 148.51, 1743 nucleotides. RefSeq lists its product as uncharacterized. The record is from RefSeq and is a predicted model, not a curated record. Gene Ontology annotation, cellular component: fungal-type vacuole membrane. NCBI's taxonomy places the organism in Eukaryota, Fungi, Ascomycota, Sordariomycetes, Sordariales, Chaetomiaceae. Gene Ontology annotation, molecular function: basic amino acid transmembrane transporter activity. Gene Ontology annotation, biological process: basic amino acid transport; transmembrane transport. The coding region runs from base 1 to 1743 and encodes 580 amino acids. The transcript is spliced from 10 exons.